Molecule: messenger RNA, 797 nt
Organism: Helianthus annuus (common sunflower)
Lineage: Eukaryota; Viridiplantae; Streptophyta; Magnoliopsida; Asterales; Asteraceae
Product: vacuolar iron transporter homolog 4
Exons: 1
Coding region: 71-694 (207 amino acids)
Biological process (GO): intracellular manganese ion homeostasis
Cellular component (GO): membrane
Molecular function (GO): manganese ion transmembrane transporter activity; iron ion transmembrane transporter activity
Source: RefSeq, a predicted model, not a curated record
UCAUAUCUUCCACAAGUUAGUUCGUUUUAUCAUUCUUUGCUUAUCAUCUUUCUUUCUUUCUUUCACCAAUAUGGCUGCACAAAAUGACGUACGCAUUCUGGUUUCUGUGGACAAAACCGAACAGCAUGAGCAAGAGGAAGACGUUGACUACUCACAAAGGGGACAGUGGCUGCGUGCAGCCGUUCUUGGAGCCACUGACGGUCUAGUAUCUGUAGCAUCCCUGAUGAUGGGUGUUGGAGCUGUUAAACAUGAUGUGCGAGCCAUGAUUCUUACCGGGUUUGCUGGCUUAGUUGCUGGAGCAUGCAGCAUGGCGAUUGGUGAGUUUGUUUCGGUAUACUCUCAACGAGACGUUGAGGUGGCUCAGAUGAAGAGAGACAACAGAACCAACGAUGAGGAGAUUAGUGAGAAGGAAGCAUUACCGAAUCCCAUUCAGGCGGCUGCAGCAUCAGCUCUUGCUUUUAUGUUAGGGGCCAUCAUGCCGUUACUUGUUGCUGCUUUUAUAGUGGACCACACGGUUAGGCUUGGUGUGGUUGUAGCCACUGUGAGCUUGGCGCUUGUGGUUUUCGGGUGGAUUGGCGCUGUUUUAGGGCGGACUCCAGUGGUGAAGUCUUGUUUGAGGAUUCUGGUUGGUGGUUGGAUGGCUAUGGCUAUUACUUUUGGACUGACCAAGUGGAUUGGUUCUAUUGGACUGUAGUGUUACAUUAAACUGUAUUCCAGUUCCCUUGGAGUGAACUUAAGUGAUCCAAGGGCUUGUCUUAAGUACAUCAGAAACAUUUAUCUAAUAUCUCUUUAAAUCA